Daphnia pulicaria is the source of this 3006-nucleotide messenger RNA. RefSeq lists its product as uncharacterized. NCBI's taxonomy places the organism in Eukaryota, Metazoa, Arthropoda, Branchiopoda, Diplostraca, Daphniidae. Bases 383 to 1615 code for a protein of 410 amino acids. The record is from RefSeq and is a predicted model, not a curated record. The transcript is spliced from 5 exons.
UAUUUUUCAUUUGUAGACGGCGCUGUCGAGCCGGCCGCACCGUGUCUGUUUUUCGUCUCGAGAAAAUUAACUUUUGUACAACCAACACACACAAAAGAACAAGAACCAAGGCAACAUUUCACUGAUUUCUCAAGUGUGUAGAUUAAUUUCACACACACACUGUCGUGUUAUUCAACAUUUCCUACCAGUUUCCAUCGUCAGAAAACGUUGGAUUCGAUUCGUCACCCAUUUUCCUUUGUUCGCCUUUUGAGCACGUCGUCUGUUUUGGUUUUUGUCAUGAACUGCUGACGCUUUUAUCUCGUUUUGAGGGAAAACAACAAUUUUCUCUGUGUGUGUGAGAGAAGAGUUUCGUUACCGGUUUUCUUGUCUGUGCACCAAGUAUAUGAUGUUGAGUGUCCGCCAUCUCACUCUGAAACUACGAUCGCAGUCGCUGAACGAAGAAUCCAACAACCUCAACAACUCGGACAAGUCGGAGCUCGAUCGGGAUUCGGGAACGGAAUCGGACGACGAACUUGGUGACCACCACCACCCAGCCAUUUACAACAACAUGGAGCGUGAGGAGUUGAUGGACAAUUUGACGCCACGACGUGCCGUUCGGGAAAGGACCCGGUCUGAAAGUGGCAAGGAGAAUUCGAUUCGGCCGGUGGUGCCACAACGGCAACGCCGCAGCGAAAGAACUCUGCUGCGUGAGCGCUACACUGACGCUGUAAUGGCCACCACGUUGGCGGCCGUUGCGGCCCUUUCGGCCACUGGUGAUGACGGCGGCGACGAUCGCCAGUCGACGACAGAAAGUCCAAUCGAAUUCUGCACAGUCACGGACUCUGCUCUGCCAUCGGAUUCAGAUCACGGCCCUUGGGGCGAUCAACACAGUUCCGAAGAAGAACUCGAAUGCAUCAAUGGUGCCGAGGAGGAAUCGAUGGCUCACGAUUUACUCACGACACCGGCGGCAUCUUCUUCUGGAACGGCUCUACGUUUUGGUCCCAGUGCCUUCGGUCCACCCCGUUUCUGCCCGAAUCAGCACAACAACAACAAUCAACAACAACCUCGAAAAGUUGUUCAGCCGCAGGGUCCCGAGAAGCGAAAGUGGGGCCAAGUGAACCACCGGCGUUUGAGCGAGCGGAUGAAAAGUCGUCCGCGUUCGGCCGUUUUAUUGCAUCACGGCUUGAUGAUUGAAAAUGAGCCGAUGGAACGGAGCAUCAGCAGCGUCGGUGCUGCGUUCGACUGUUCGGCCUCAUCGGACGACGAGGUUCAGUCGCUGGUCGGAGGUCCUCAGGACUCGCCUCUGCCGCUCGAGUUCCGCACGUCGCCACCGGAGGGUGCUCACCGGCCGACACGCUCUCUCUCCCCACCGCCGAAAUUCUUCCUGGCCGAUCGUGAAGAUAUGGCCGCUCCCUUGAGCGCAGCAGCCAUGUUGUCGUUGCACGCGGAACCGGCUGCUCUGUCCGUCGCCAACGGCAACAAUAUCGGAUCGCCCCGCAAACGCCACCGUCACGCCCAUCGCUCCCAUCACCACAUCCAGCGUCCUUGCCUGGAUUUCGAAAAGAUGCAGCAGAUGAAGAACCGAUCCGUAUCGACCUGGCGUCACGACGGCGAACUCUCCCUCUUCUGCUGGUGAAAAUGUUUCGUUUUUUUCUCUCUCGAAAGAAUUUGGCGUUUAAGAAAAAACUAAAAAGAAAGAAAGAAGAAAAAUAUUUUGAACGCUCGUUUACUGCCCCGGGUGGCUCUCACCCAUCACCACUACCUUAUUAGAAAAAGAAAAGAAGGAAAAAUCACGCGCUCUAUUCGUGCAUCUCGCAGCGCCCUGAAGAGAAGAAAAACUUUUUUUUUUUUUCGUUGUUGUGUUUUCUUUUUUUAACGUUCCCGAUCCCUCACACACUUUGCGGGCGCGAUAUUAUUAUUUCUAUACAAAUAUUUCGCUUGUAUACUACUCCAUUUAAAAACAAAAAAUAUAAUAUUAAAAUUCGUAAAAAGGAAAAAAAUUGGAAAGACCCCAAACACAGUCGCCGAUGCACGGGAGUCAAUUUUGAUUAUCCAUGUAUCGUGAUUUUGACAGUCUUUCACUUUGCAAGACGAAAGCUGGAAGGGUCCAAUAAGAAGAAGAAAAAAAAAACGAAAAAAAAAGUGUGAAUAUUUUAAUGUCGUGAAUUCUCAAGCCAAUUUUUUAUUUUAUUAUUGAUUUUCUGGGUUUACGGGUUAAAAAAAAAAAAUAAAGAAAACAUAGAAAAAAACAAAUAUGAAUUCAGGGAGAUUGUUAAAUGAGACCUCUGGAUGGUCUGGGGAAAUCUGUAAACUGAUCGAGAGAGAGAGACUUCCACACACACGACUCGAAACCAAUCCAAGUACAAAUAUAAUAAUAAUAAUAAUUUUUUUUUUCUAUUUUUUAAAAAUCCGUGGUUAACCUGGCGGUGACAAAGUAAAAGAAAAAGUGCUUGAAAGGCCACACUGAUUUAACAAAAAAUUCUCUCUUUUUUCGAUCUCUUUUUUGAAAUAUUAUUCUCUCCUCCCCCCCCCCCUUUUUUUUCGUUUAUCGGCUUUAGGUGGAAGAUGGCGCGCACAUUGAAAUAGAAACUUGUUGUAUUUGAUAAGGAAAGACGCUAUUAUAAAUAUUACAUAUAACUUUAUACAUAAUUAUGUCAUAUUUGGAUUGGAAAGAAUAUCUUUGUCUGCGCGACAAAGUCAAUUAUUUAGUCUUUUUUCAAAUGCGUGUGCGUGUGUGUGCGGGUGUGUGUUGUACAGUAAAGCAGGAAACACAUUUGAUUAUUAUUCUAUAAACUUAAAUACUAAAUAUAAUAAUAAGUGCGUCUUUUUUCUGUUUUUCACCAGUUCCAAAUGCCUUGGUGUGUCUCGUUUUGAUUUCUUUUUUGGACUUUUUUUCUUUGUUGUUGUUGAAUGUCACCUGUGUGUGUAUACUUAUAUAAUUACCACAUUACCUACAACACGAAGAAUUUUUCGAUGGAAUGUUGUUGUGUGUUGAUUCAAUUCAAAUAAACGAAUUGUCACGAUGAA